AAACGCAUUCGGGCAACGGCGGGCUCCUAUAUAAACAGUUAAACUCUCCGGUUCCCUCUUCAAUUUUUUUGUUAUCGUUGCCUAGACUGACUCAUCGAAGGAAUUCAAAGAUAAAAAUAUGGCGGGAUCAUUGGCACUAGUAGCGAGUGAGCUAUCAGAGAAACCAGUUUCCACCAUUAAAGACCAGUGGCAGGUCUCAUUCUCUCGCUUUAUCAUCUAUCCCACCGUCCCUUCCACUUGUCCCUCCCUCGUUCCUCGCCGCAACAAUCGGCGAUACCGUUCGAACCGGGGUACCUGGAUCUCCUCUCACUCCCCAAACGCGUCUCUGCAACUCCUCAACUAUUACUCCAGCUCCGAUGCGAUCCUCUCCGUCUGUUUCUGCGACAAGAUGCUUGAAGAGCACUAUGUUUCCAAGCUGCAUUUCACAUGGCCACAAGUGUCAUGUGUCUCUGGAUAUCCUCCUAGGGGUAGCAGAGCUGUAUUUGUGAGUUAUAAAGACUCUGUUGGCGAGAUCCAGAAGUUUGCUUUGCGAUUUUCAGUGAUUUCUGAAGCAGAGAGAUUCAUAAAUGCUUUGAAGGAUAUCUUGAAGGAAGUCUCUGAAAAUGAACUCCUGAAUGGUGACUCUCCAUCUGAAAUUUCAUCCCGAUCUGUUUUCAUGUCUACUAAUGAACCCUCGUCUAGAGCCUGCGAAGAGGAAUCAAGUGUUAUGGCCCCAGAUCAAACUUACUCUCCUCAACUUCCAUCGAGUUUGAACUAUGAUGUUGGGCAAGAGUCACAGGAAACACAACCGAGUCACAAAUCUGAAGUCACUUCUUGUGCCUUGCCUCCCAGCUUUGCUUCAUUUCUGACCAACUGCUGCUCUGAGAUCAAAAAAGAUGCAAGCCAGCACAGUUCAUCUGAAGACAUCGAUCUCAAAUCUCAAAUUGCGAGAUACAUGGAAGAUUCCUCCUUCCAAGAAAUGUUGUUUAAAGUGGAGAAAGUUAUCAGUGAAAUUGGAGAUGGAUUGCUGCUGUAGUUAUCUGUUGGGAGUAUCACAUGUAAAGAGUUCAAAAUUUUGUCCUGUUCCCCAAUGAGAACUGGUCUUUACUGCAUUCAACAAGCCGUGUUCAAAGUAAACUCUGCCUAUAUACCUUUUCUUUUUGAGAAUAUCCUAUAUACCUUCUCUGUUUUGAGAAUUUUGUAAAUAAUACCCAAAUUGCAUUUUAUAGCUAA
Messenger RNA from Hevea brasiliensis (rubber tree), 1212 nucleotides. Its product is annotated as protein POOR HOMOLOGOUS SYNAPSIS 1. The transcript is spliced from 8 exons. The record is from RefSeq and is a predicted model, not a curated record. The coding region runs from base 119 to 1015 and encodes 298 amino acids. NCBI's taxonomy places the organism in Eukaryota, Viridiplantae, Streptophyta, Magnoliopsida, Malpighiales, Euphorbiaceae.